This is a messenger RNA of Pongo pygmaeus (Bornean orangutan), 6595 nucleotides long. It is a transcript of the gene RIPOR2, whose product is annotated as RHO family interacting cell polarization regulator 2. NCBI's taxonomy places the organism in Eukaryota, Metazoa, Chordata, Mammalia, Primates, Hominidae. The transcript is spliced from 22 exons. The coding region runs from base 1414 to 4470 and encodes 1018 amino acids. The record is from RefSeq and is a predicted model, not a curated record.
GAGUCUUGCUCCGUUGCUCAGGCUGGAGUGCAGUGGUGCAAUCUCAGCUCACUGCAACCUCCAUCUCCCGGGUUCAAGUCAUUCUCCUGCCUCAGCCUCCCAGGUAGCUGAGACUACAGGCGCCCACCCCCAUGCCCAGCUAAUUUUUGUAUUUUAGUAGAGAUAGGAUUUUGCCAUGUUGGCCAGGCUGGUCUUGAACUUCUGACUUCAGGUGAUCCACCCUCCUUGGCCCUCCAAAGUGCUAGGAUUACAGGUGUGAACUACCACGCCCGGCCUGGGUCCUUCUCUCUUAUUCUUCCUCACACAUACUGGGCACUCCAACCCUCCAUUCCCUUUUCCCAUUUUCUUUUUUCCCAAGUCAGGAUACUGGAGCCUUGGUAGCUUCCAAUCCCCAUUGGCACUGCUCAGUUUUCUGUUCUCAUCUUGCUGCCUUUCCAUGACUUGACCUAUCCACUGGAAUUUAACUGUAAAGGUUGCGAUUUUAAAGGGAUGAUCUAGUCAUUGGAUGGAUGUUUUGUUCAAAUGCCGCCUAUAAGAUUGGGCUAUAGGCAAAAGCUUUUUUAGAAUUUGGAGCCACCUAAAUGAAGGAAAUUUGGACUCAAGAAUCUCGUGAAUUUGGUUAUUUUCCUCAAGAAACUACGUCUUGCAAUUUUUUAAAAAAACUCUAUUUAGUAAUUUUUUAAAAGGAGCAGUAGUAAGGUUUUUGUGUAUGUGUAAUUACCCAAGCAAUACAAGUUCGUUGAAGAAAAAUUAGAGUGUCGCAAAGAAUCCCUUGUAAUCUAGUCAUGUAGAAUGUAAUCAUUGUUACUAUUUUGAUGUUGUCUUUCUGCUAUGUUGUUCUAGCUACAGAAAUAUUUAAAAUCAUAAGUUGGGUUUUUAUCACAACUUAAAUCAAUUUGAAGAAUAUCUAUUGAGCUUUGCUGCUGUUUACCAAAUUAUCAUUCUGUUGUGUUACUUUGAUGGCAGGCAUUUAGAGCCACCAAUACCUUGAAGUUUGAUCUUAGGCCCCAUUCUUCAGCUUUCACUUCUUAAAAAUGUUUCCUCUUUAAGCAAACACCUUAAAGAGAAAAUUUAUACUUAGAUACUAACUCCUUUUAGGAUCUGAAAAAUGCUCACAACAAUGAAGAUAAGCUUAGAACGGGAAAAUUGGCAAUCAUUCACCCACACCUCCCUCCAGAAAUGGCAUUCCAAAACGCCCAGCCCACAUUUCUUUGCCUAUAGGAAUUUUGCUCUUUUACAUCUGGCUAUGAUACUUAAGAGCGCCCUCUAUAGGCUGAUGCACUGCACUCUGGAUUACGCGUGGCCCCAUCCUGAAGGGAAGCAUUAAGACCAAGCAGGGCUGGAUGAACCUGUGUGUUCUCUCUCCUGAGCAUUCAUCAUUUCCAAGGACUACCGACCAGACUCCCGGAAAUCAUGUUGGUAGGAUCCCAGUCUUUUUCGCCUGGAGGGCCCAAUGGGAUCAUUAGAAGCCAGUCCUUCGCGGGUUUCAGCGGCCUCCAGGAAAGGCGAUCCAGGUGUAACUCCUUUAUUGAAAAUUCCUCCGCUCUCAAGAAGCCUCAGGCCAAACUGAAGAAAAUGCACAAUUUAGGACACAAAAACAACAAUCCCCCCAAAGAGCCUCAACCUAAAAGGGUGGAAGAAGUCUACAGGGCCUUGAAAAAUGGACUUGAUGAAUAUCUGGAGGUUCACCAGACGGAGCUGGACAAGUUGACAGCUCAGUUAAAAGAUAUGAAAAGAAACUCUCGCCUGGGUGUGCUGUAUGACCUAGACAAGCAAAUUAAAACAAUUGAAAGAUACAUGAGACGCCUGGAGUUUCACAUAAGUAAGGUAGAUGAACUCUAUGAAGCUUAUUGUAUCCAGCGACGCCUCCAGGAUGGUGCCAGCAAAAUGAAGCAAGCCUUCGCAACAUCCCCUGCCAGCAAAGCUGCCCGGGAGAGUCUGACAGAGAUCAAUCGGAGCUACAAGGAGUACACAGAGAAUAUGUGCACCAUUGAAGCGGAGCUAGAGAAUCUGCUGGGAGAAUUCUCCAUCAAGAUGAAAGGUCUGGCUGGCUUUGCACGCCUCUGUCCUGGAGAUCAAUAUGAAAUUUUCAUGAAGUAUGGCCGGCAGCGGUGGAAACUGAAAGGCAAAAUAGAAGUAAAUGGCAAGCAGAGCUGGGAUGGAGAAGAAACAGUUUUUCUGCCCCUGAUAGUUGGGUUCAUCUCCAUCAAGGUCACGGAGCUCAAAGGGCUAGCAACUCACAUCCUGGUAGGUAGUGUGACCUGUGAGACCAAAGAGCUGUUUGCAGCCCGACCUCAGGUAGUGGCUGUCGACAUCAAUGACCUUGGCACCAUCAAACUGAACCUGGAAAUCACCUGGUAUCCAUUUGAUGUGGAGGAUAUGACCGCUUCCUCAGGCGCUGGGAACAAGGCGGCAGCCCUUCAGAGGAGAAUGUCCAUGUACAGCCAGGGUACCCCGGAAACGCCCACCUUCAAAGACCACUCCUUCUUUUCGAAUCUACCUGAUGACAUCUUUGAAAAUGGAAAGGCAGCCGAGGAGAAAAUGCCACUGUCACUCAGCUUCAGUGACCUGCCCAACGGGGACUGCACCCUCACCUCGCACUCAACAGGCUCCCCUUCCAACUCAACAAAUCCAGAAAUUACCAUCACCCCUGCGGAGUUUAACCACAGCAGCUUGGCCUCCCAGAAUGAGGGUAUGGAUGACACCAGCUCAGCAUCUUCCAGGAACUCCUUGGGAGAAGGCCAACAGCCAAAGUCACACCUCAAGGAGGAAGACCCAGAGGAACCCAGAAAACCUGCCUCAGCCCCGUCUGAGGCUUGCCGCCGACAGUCCUCAGGUGCUGGGGCUGAGCACCUGUUCCUUGAGAAUGAUGUUGCAGAGGCACUUCUGCAAGAGUCUGAGGAGGCCUCUGAGCUCAAGCCUGUGGAACUGGACACUAUGGAAGGAAACAUCACGAAGCAGCUGGUCAAGAGGCUCACAUCUGCAGAGGUGCCAGUGGCCACAGACAGGCUGCUCUCUGAGGGCUCUGUUGGUGGAGAAUCCGAAGGUUGCAGAUCCUUUCUAGAUGGAAGCUUAGAGGAUGCUUUUAAUGGGCUUUUCCUUGCAUUAGAACCACAUAAAGAGCAGUAUAAAGAGUUUCAGGAUCUGAACCAAGAAGUCAUGCAUUUGGAUGAUAUUCUAAAAUGCAAGCCAGCAGUAAGCCGCAGCAGGUCUUCCAGUUUAAGUCUUACAGUUGAAAGUGCUUUAGAGAGCUUUGAUUUCCUGAACACCUCUGAUUUUGACGAGGAGGAAGAUGGUGAUGAGGUUUGUAAUGUUGGCGGAGGUGCUGACUCAGUAUUUUCAGACACUGAGACUGAGAAACACAGUUACAGGUCGGUUCACCCAGAAGCCAGGGGGCAUCUCAGUGAAGCGCUCACUGAAGACACAGGAGUUGGGACCAGUGUGGCAGGAAGUCCUCUCCCACUGACCACAGGCAACGAGAGCCUGGACAUCACCAUCGUCAGGCACCUCCAGUACUGCACCCAACUCGUGCAGCAAAUUGUUUUCUCAAGCAAAACCCCAUUUGUGGCAAGAAGUCUCUUAGAGAAGCUUUCUAGGCAGAUCCAAGUGAUGGAAAAACUCGCAGCUGUCAGUGAUGAGAACAUAGGAAAUAUCAGUUCUGUUGUGGAAGCCAUACCAGAAUUUCACAAAAAGCUGUCUUUGCUGUCAUUCUGGACCAAGUGCUGCAGCCCUGUUGGCGUCUACCACAGCCCAGCAGACAGAGUGAUUAAGCAGCUGGAGACCAGCUUUGCCAGAACUGUCAACAAAGAAUAUCCAGGACUUGCAGACCCAGUGUUUCGAACCCUGGUGUCCCAAAUUCUGGACCGGGCUGAGCCUCUGCUUUCCUCCAGCCUGUCCUCGGAAGUCGUCACUGUUUUCCAGUAUUACAGUUACUUCACCAGCCACGGCGUCAGUGACCUAGAGAGUUACCUGAGCCAGCUGGCCAGGCAAGUUUCCAUGGUUCAGACUCUGCAAUCACUAAGAAAUGAAAAACUGCUACAAACCAUGAGUGACCUUGCUCCCAGCAACCUCCUGGCUCAGCAGGAAGUACUCAGGACUCUGGCUCUGCUAUUAACCAGAGAGGACAAUGAAGUUAGUGAGGCUGUGACGCUUUACUUGGCAGCAGCCUCCAAAAAUCAGCAUUUCAGGGAAAAGGCCUUGCUCUAUUACUGUGAAGCACUAACAAAGACAAACCUCCAGCUCCAGAAAGCAGCUUGCCUGGCCCUGAAAAUCCUUGAGGCUACUGAAAGCAUUAAAAUGCUGGUGACAUUGUGUCAAUCUGAUACUGAAGAAAUCAGAAAUGUGGCCUCAGAAACCCUCUUGUCUCUGGGAGAAGAUGGGCGGCUGGCAUAUGAACAAUUGGAUAAAUUUCCUCGAGACUGUGUUAAAGUCGGAGGUCGUCAUGGAACUGAAGUUGCCACAGCCUUUUAAUUACAGGUUAACUGCCUAACAGCUGUCUUAAUAUCUGGCCCUUUUCAUCAAGAUGGUGCUGUGGUUUGGGCUGGAAAUUGUUUAGAGCCUGAGAGACACGACAACUGAAAUAAAAAUGUAGGCCGGGUGCAGUGGCUCAUGCCUGUAAUCCCAGUACUUUGGGAGGCCAACGCAGGAGAAUUGCUUAAGCCCAGGACGUUCAAGACCAACCUGAGCAACAUAGCAAGGCCCUGUCUCUACAAAAAAAAUAGUUUAAUUAGUCGGGCGUGGUGGCAUGCACCUGUAGUCCCAGCUACUUGGGAGGCUAAGGUGGGAGGAUUGCUUGAGCCCAGAAGAUUCAGGCUGCAGUGAGCCGUAAUUGCACCACUGCACUCCAGACUGGGUGACAGAGCAAAACCCUGUCUCAAAAAACAAAACAACAACAACAACAACAAAAACAUGUUAUAGAAAGAAUUCAGAGUCUCGUUUCACAGUACCUAUCUACUUUUCCUUUGGCCAAUAUAGAAUAGGGCUAUGGUAUAAUUCAAUAGAUUACAUCGUCGAUUGUGUCUGAUAAUACUCAGUGAAAGAGUCCAUCUUAUCUUAAUAUGUAUGAAAUUUAAAAAUAGCCAUCUUUGUACUUUUUUGCAAGUUUCUCUAUAAGCUUGAAAUAGUCAUGUGAUACUUCGACAAACAUCAUAUGCCUUGCAGUUUUUCUCGGUCGUGUUCUCAGGGUUGAGUAGUCCCCUUAGCUACCUAACUUUACUUUCAAUAGAAAGCACAGAAAAGAAUAUCUUCAAAUAAAAGUUUGCCUGCAGAACCUGGCAAAAUGACCCAUUUUGAGAGUUUAGAUGUUUUAAUUUUAUGUGCUCCCAGCUACUCCGGAGUCUGAGGUGGGAGGAUCACUUGAGGCAGAGGUCGCAGUAAGCUGAGAUUGCACCGCUGCACUCCAGCCCAUGUGACAGAGGAAUAAGAGCCCGUCUCAAAAAAAACAAAAACAAACAAACAAACAAAAAAAAAAAACUCCCACAGUUUAUUUUUUUUCUUUUCCCCAUCCUGAAAAUUCCAAAAUCAUGUGUCCAUUAUGGAAAAAAGAUAAGUAAAUGACUAAGAACUACCUUAAGAUUAUGCCUAUACACUUAAACAAAAAACUCAAAGCUUAUGCUUUUUUUUUAAAAUUAAUGAGAGCUAUUUUUUAUGAUAUUCUUACUGUAGGGGUAUUUUGCUGCUAAGACAAAUCAAAACCAAAACUGUUGAUUCACAAACCUGUGAUGCUCUUUGAGGUGGAGGAACCUAGAAGUCAGAGAAAUCCUAAUGGAGUAGGAAUGGAGGGACAUUUAAAGUGGUCCCUCCUUCUGUAAAAAUGACCAUGGGAUUAGAAAGAAGAAGGACAUCCUGAGGGGUGGUUACUGCCCCUAGGGAAAUCACUCACUGGUAGGAUUCCCUGGCCAAAUAGUUCAAACAUCAGGUCCCAUUAUUGCUUCAGUAUCAGAGAUGCAAGUUCAUUAAGCAAAGUACAAGACCAUUCAGUAGCUCUUAUUAAAAUAUCUUUUCUUCCUCUAAAGAGUGUACAAGGUGGGGUAUGCCAAGGUAUCAAAACAAUAUAUGUGAGUGUAAUUUAAACUGUGGAAUAUCAACUGUACUAUGGACGUGUUUGUGUCAUUUAGAUGUCAUUUUAAAUAUUUACAUUUUAGCAAGACUUUUAAAAAGGACUCAUUUCAUUUCAAAGUGCAAAUUGUUUGCCAGGCUUCUGGCAAAUGGUUCAACUGUGAAGUUAUAAUGUACAUAUCUGUAUAUUUAUAAAUAUUAUAUAUAUUCAUAUAUCCUUCACUUUAAAGGUACAUUGUACAGUCUGUAGUUAGUAGGUAUAGCCUAUAGCUUAUGUUAAAUGGUUGAAAUGGUUCUUUUUAUAGAAAGUCAAACACAGAUGUUACAGGAUUUUGUGUUUGGUUUGUCAUUUUUUUUAAUUUUUUUUUUGACUAUUGCAUGAGUAAUUAAUUCCAGAUCUUUUGUAUUCACUUCUGUAUUUUAUGUUUGGUUGAGGGGGUGCUUUCAGUUUUGUGGCAUUUGUAUUCAUUGAUCUUUCAGUCAUGUAAGUUAAAAUAAAAAUUAUUUUUGAAUUACUAGCAUCAUGUGCAGUCUGAUA